UGUGUGUCGAGUAGUUGCGUACGUUUUGGUGGUUGCACUCAUACGGGAUGACAGCUGAUUGAAGCGAAAAUUUUGCAGAGCUCUGAUCAUUCGAUGUAAAUUAGUGACGGUGAACAUCGAAACGAACGAUUCCAGUCGAUCACAUUGUUCGUACAUAAUUCAUCCGGGAUCUCACCCAGGGCCGUGGAUUUAUCGUUGAGAUGGCAGAUCGGGAGGAAUUGGUCUCCCAGUUUCGCGACGUGACCGGCACUGAUGCUGAGAGGGCACAAUUUUAUCUAGACUCAUCCGCUUGGCAGCUAGAGGUUGCUCUAGCGAGUUUUUAUGAGAAUGAUGAGCCAGCUGGCCUUGUCAAUGAGCCGGUCGAAGAAGUUGCAUCUGAUGAUGACGUCGGGGGCCUGCCACGUCCAAAAGAACCAACUCCUACAGAAAUUAAGCCUUCUCAGCCUCGGCCGAAGCCAAAAGCCAGGUUUGGAACUAUUGCAGACUUACAAAACAGGGAUAGUAGUUCAGAGGAAGAGGAAGGUCAAGCAUUCUAUGCUGGCGGCUCGGAACACAGCGGUCAACAGGUUUUAGGACCAGGAAAAAAAAGUGACAUUGUAGGCGAAAUGUUCAAAUCUUGUCAGGAGCAAGCAGUUUCUUCCGAUCCUAGAGUUACCUCGCAACAAAGGCCCAGUACUUUUGGCGGAACAGGAUAUAAACUGGGACAAACUAGCAGCGACACAGAAGUAACUCCCUCACCAUCUACUCAAGAAAGCAAUACCGGAUUGAUUACGUUGAAACUGUGGCGAGAAGGGUUCACUUUAAACGAUGGUGACAUUAGACCAUAUAACGAUCCUGGUAACCGAGAAUUUUUGGCUGCUAUAAAGCGUGGUGAAGUUCCCAUGGAGAUACGCCAAGAAGUACAAGGUGCCGAGGUUAGACUGGAUAUGGAAGAUCAUCGUCAUGAAGAAUUCGUACCACCUAAAGUCAAAGUAAAGGCUUUUACUGGGAAGGGACACAUGCUAGGAAGCCCAUCGCCAGCAACGGUAGGCAUGACCGUUCCAGUUGAUUCUGUAGAUCAAACAGCGAAUGAGUCACAAGCCAGAAGGGAAUUGAAUUUAGAUUCUUCUCAACCAGUGACAACAAUUCAGAUUCGAUUAGCAGAUGGAAGCAGCGUCAGAGCUCAGUUUAAUCUGACGCACACAGUUUCUGACAUCAGACGUUAUAUUUUGACCAUGAGACCCCAGUAUGCGUCUUGUAAUUUCCGCCUACUGACGUCAUAUCCGAGCAAGGAGUUAACUGAGGACAGUAAAACUAUCGAAGAAGCUGGACUUAAAAAUUCGGCUAUAAUGCAGCGACUGUAAUAGAAAACGUUUAUGA
Molecule: messenger RNA, 1359 nt
Organism: Diprion similis
Lineage: Eukaryota; Metazoa; Arthropoda; Insecta; Hymenoptera; Diprionidae
Product: NSFL1 cofactor p47
Exons: 5
Coding region: 201-1343 (380 amino acids)
Biological process (GO): proteasome-mediated ubiquitin-dependent protein catabolic process; autophagosome assembly; Golgi organization
Cellular component (GO): nucleus; cytosol
Molecular function (GO): ubiquitin binding
Source: RefSeq, a predicted model, not a curated record